GUUACUGGUGAAUCUACUGGCCUAUGGUAUUCAGUGAGCAUUGUGAUCAGUCAUGGCGUACAACGAAGGCAUCAGUGGGGACCCUAAUCAACUAGCACAGCGUAUAACUUCCAAUAUCCAGAAAAUCACACAAUGUUCUGCAGAAAUACAAAGAGUACUGAAUCAACUUGGAACACCACAAGACACACAUGAAUUGCGGCAGCAGCUACAACAGAAGCAACAAUAUACAAACCAACUGGCCAAAGAGACUGACAAAUACAUUAAAGAGUUUGGAUCUCUGCCUUCAAUAAAUGAACAGCGUCAAAGAAAAAUACAGAAAGACCGACUUGUGAAUGAGUUCACUGCAGCCCUGACCAACUUCCAGCGGGUCCAAAGACAAGCAGCCGAGAGAGAGAGGGAGUUUGUGGCAAGAGUACGAGCCAGCUCCAGGGUGUCGGGGGGUGCCCCUGAGGAAAGUUACAGGGAAGGAACAUUAGUAUCUUGGGAGAGCCAACCUCAAAAUCAAGUACUAGAUGAAGAAAUCACAGAAGAUGACCUUCGUCUUAUUGAAGAGAGAGAAACUACCAUCAGGCAGCUUGAGGCAGAUAUUAUGGAUAUCAAUGAAAUAUUUAAAGAUCUGGGGAUGAUGAUUCAUGAACAAGGAGAUAUAAUAGAUAGCAUAGAGGCCAACGUAGAAACAGCUGAAGUCCAUGUCCAGCAAGCGAAUCAGCAGUUGUCCAGAGCAGCAGACUACCAGCACAAAUCCCGUAAGAGAAUGUGUAUCCUCAUUCUUGUACUGGUUGUAGGCGGAACCAUCCUUGGCCUAAUCAUAUGGGGAGCAACAAAAUCAAAUUAA
Messenger RNA from Euleptes europaea (tarantolino), 835 nucleotides. RefSeq names its product syntaxin 7 (gene STX7). The coding region runs from base 53 to 835 and encodes 260 amino acids. Lineage: Eukaryota; Metazoa; Chordata; Lepidosauria; Squamata; Sphaerodactylidae. Gene Ontology annotation, cellular component: membrane; SNARE complex; endomembrane system. The record is from RefSeq and is a predicted model, not a curated record. Gene Ontology annotation, biological process: intracellular protein transport; vesicle-mediated transport; vesicle fusion. The transcript is spliced from 9 exons. Gene Ontology annotation, molecular function: SNAP receptor activity; SNARE binding.